Magallana angulata is the source of this 984-nucleotide messenger RNA. RefSeq lists its product as uncharacterized. Gene Ontology annotation, biological process: cell migration; integrin-mediated signaling pathway; cell-matrix adhesion. Lineage: Eukaryota; Metazoa; Mollusca; Bivalvia; Ostreida; Ostreidae. The record is from RefSeq and is a predicted model, not a curated record. Bases 1 to 870 code for a protein of 289 amino acids. Gene Ontology annotation, cellular component: integrin complex; focal adhesion; cell surface. Gene Ontology annotation, molecular function: integrin binding. The transcript has 5 exons.
AUGUCCAUGGGAACUGUUCUUGUGGAAAAUGUGUAUGCACUUCUGAGUAUUCGGGAGCUGCUUGUGACUGCCAAAGAUCUGAAGGAACUUGCAUGGAUAAUAAUAGGGCAAACGAUCUGUUCUGACCACGGAGUGUGUGAAUGUGGGAGGUGCCGUUGUGACCAAGGAUUCAUAGGGUCGCUGUGUGACACGUGUCUUGUGAAUUAUACAGGUGUCGAAAGAUCUAUUCAGAUCAAGUCAAGAAAACAUUGCCACCAAAAACCAGUUGAUUCACUAAAAAUAGGACUAGGUAUUUCCGGGGCUAUUGUUUUAGUCGGAGUAACCCUCAUCAUCAUUUGGAAAAUACUCUCUUUGGUGUAUGACAAAGUGGAAUAUUCCAAAUUUGAGACAGAAAUAAAAGAACUAAAUUGGGAGCCUGGGAAUCCCAUUUACAAAGAUUGCACCACGACGGCACAAAAUCCAACUAGUAACUACAGCAGACUUAUAAACCCCGAAAAUCAGAACAAAUACGAGGGUAUCGGGAAAACAAAGAUUGACGUUCAUGAAUACAAGAAACUCGAAGAAUUUGAAAGAAAAGAAUCUAAUAUCCCAGAAACACAAAAUAAACGUGAUAAAAUGAAACAGACACGAGUCAGCUCUCACGAAUAUUUGGAAAUAGAAGAAGAAAUGAAGGAAGCGAAUCAUGAUACUACCGAUACUCCGGAAAAAUUGAAAAAAUAUGAUAAAAUUGAUCAAUCUCAAGCUGAUGUUCACAAAUACACAGAACUCGAUGAAGCGGAGGAAAUUGAACUUGAUAUCACCGACAAUUACGAUGAAAUCAACGAGGGACAGAUUGCGGCAGAUCAUUACAUGGAAAUUUCACAAAUUUAGGAAAGGAAACUUAACCAAUAGUUUAAUAUAUUCGAUCGGUUUUCACGUGAAAAACAUCUACUUCAACAAAUGAUGCAGUGCCAGAAACAAGCGACGCUUACUUACUUACCCUCA